This is a messenger RNA of Syngnathus acus (greater pipefish), 2556 nucleotides long. It is a transcript of the gene chrnb1l, whose product is annotated as cholinergic receptor, nicotinic, beta 1 (muscle) like. Gene Ontology annotation, biological process: chemical synaptic transmission; monoatomic ion transmembrane transport; signal transduction. Gene Ontology annotation, cellular component: synapse; postsynaptic membrane; neuron projection. The transcript is spliced from 11 exons. Bases 249 to 1772 code for a protein of 507 amino acids. The record is from RefSeq and is a predicted model, not a curated record. NCBI's taxonomy places the organism in Eukaryota, Metazoa, Chordata, Actinopteri, Syngnathiformes, Syngnathidae. Gene Ontology annotation, molecular function: transmembrane signaling receptor activity; acetylcholine-gated monoatomic cation-selective channel activity.
UUCCCAGUACAAACACAUUCCAGCCUCUCGUCACUCCCAGCACCAGUACCCAAUCAGGCCGUGGUUCCCCAUUGUUGAGGUAUGAUCCAAAGCGGGCAAACACAUCGUACGGGGAGAUCGUUGUUGGACGACAAGCUGCAAAACAGGGGCCAAAUCGAUGAGUGGAAGUGUUGACUUUUCUGAAGUGGAGCUACUGGAGAGCCGCAUCCAUCUGGGGGAAGGUGCACAGGGGUGAACUCUGGAGGUUCAUGGGGUCUUUGGACUACCACAAGAAGAUGAGCGGACCAAAUAACAUAAUGAACAUUCAUCUGAAAGCCAACCAACUUGUUAUCAUUUACCUUUGCCUCUCUUUGACCGGAGCCUCAGAAACGGAGCGAAGGCUCCAUCAGGAGAUAUUCAAGAACUACAACUUGAAGGUACGACCAGCUCAGUACUGGGAGGAGAAAGUGAUGGUGCGGGUCGGAAUGACUUUGUCCCAGCUCGUCAGCUUGAAUGAGAAGAACGGCGAGAUGACGACCAACGUGUUCAUGAAUCUGGAGUGGAAAGACUACCGCUUGUCGUGGGACCCAAAGGAGUACGACAACAUCGACGUUUUGAGGAUUCCCGCAAACAAGGUGUGGCGCCCCGAUAUCUACCUCAUAAACAACAACGACGGUCAAUUUGACGUCGCUUUAUACGUCAACGUCUUGGUGUACAAUGACGGGACAGUCAACUGGCUCCCGCCGGCCAUCUACCGUACUUCUUGCUCUAUCGAGGUUGCGUAUUUCCCCUUCGACUGGCAAAACUGCAGCAUGGUUUUCCGCUCGUAUACCUACGAUGCCUCGGAAGUCGAUCUGCAGUAUUAUCUGGACGAUAAUGGAAAGGAGAUCCGGGAGAUAGUCAUAGACGAGAAUGCCUUCACGGAAAACGGCGAGUGGAACAUAUGCCACAAACCUUCGAGAAAGAACGUCAAGGAGGAUCUGUAUGAGGACAUCACCUUCUACUUGAUCAUUGAGAGGAAACCUCUUUUCUAUAUCAUCAACAUCAUUGUUCCCUGCAUUCUCACGAGCGUUUUGGCUAUUUUUGUCUUUUACCUUCCUCCCGGAGCAGGAGAAAAGAUGACCCUUUCCAUCUCGGUUCUCAUCGCCUUGACUGUCUUCAUGCUGCUGCUGGCUGACAGAGUCCCAGAGACUUCACUGGCCAUCCCAAUCAUCGUCAACUACGUGAUGUUCACCAUGAUCUUGGUCACAUUCUCCGUCAUCCUGAGUGUGGUCGUCCUCAACUUGCACCACCGCACACCCAGCACGCACAUCAUGCCCAGCUGGGUUCGCAGUCUCUUCAUCAACUUCCUGCCCAAGUACAUCGGCAUGACCCGGCCCGAGCAAGACGAGUGUCUUUUGAAGGAGGAUUCUUGCGACCAAACACCCCCACCAAGCUUCAACGGACGACAGCCCGGAGGGGAGUACUUUUUCCGCAAGAUCAACCCCGAUCUUGUAAUACCUUGGAGAGGCAGGUGCGAGACUCCAGUGCGGCUCCAAAGGCUUCCAGAGACAGACGGAUUCUGUCUGAUCCUUCCACCCAACCUGAAGUCGGCCAUCGCUGCGGUCACAUACAUGGCUGAGCAGCUGAAGAAGCAAGAUAUCGACGAUACGAUGACAGAAGACUGGCAGUUCAUCGCCCUGGUGGUGGAUCGUCUCUUCCUGUGGCUUUUUGUUAUCAUCACCACUCUGGGCACUUUGGCAAUGUUCUUGGAUGCCAGUUUCAACUACACACCUGACAAUCCAUUCCCAUAAGAGGGCAUCAAAUUGUCAAGCGUCCAUAAGACCACAGCCUCCAGAUGGAUUCAUUUUAAUUUCCAACACAGUUCAAGAGAACAUGUGACUUUUUGAUGAUCCUGGAAAAGUCCCAUUGGUUGACAAAUAGAUAUUGUCAACCCCAAUCAAUUCAUUCAUUAUUUGUAUUAAAAAAAAUCUUUGUUUUAUAUUCACUUCUGGUGCACAACAACUCACUCGAGGAACAUAAUUGGCUGACAGAGCGCAUGUGAUGUCAGCGACCUAUUUUCAGGCUUGCUGGUGUGCAGCGAAGGGUCCGAGACACGCUGCGCAGUGCACGCACAAAUGCAGGCAAAGUUGGGGUUUUUUUUGCCGCGGACAAAAGAAGGCCCCUCUCAUGCAGGACAACUCUACAGUCCACCAGUCCCUGUCCUGCUGCUAAUCCACUCAAGUUGGGCCUUGUUGCAUAAGAAGCUUUUAGGAGCAAAACAACUGGUAUGAAGGUUUUUUUUUUUUUCCUUCUUUCAGGGAAAAGCUGUGCGUGGGCGCUUUAUUGUUAAUGUCUCGCUAACUUCCAGGGACACUUGUGGGACUUCAAUCGUCGGAAUAGCCCGCCUUCUUGUGCACUUCGGACCAGGAGGCCAGAGAAAUGUGAGGGAGGGGAAAGCCCCUUGCAUGUGAGAAUGCUCAAAGUUCUUGUCUGUGGGCUGAUUUAGCUUUUCUUCUAUUGGCCAUUCAACAACGUUCUCAACCAGUGAGUCAAAUGUGUCUUUACUGCUCUAAUAAAGCGAAACGUGGAGUGCAA